Messenger RNA from Dermacentor silvarum, 1024 nucleotides. RefSeq lists its product as uncharacterized. The transcript is spliced from 4 exons. Lineage: Eukaryota; Metazoa; Arthropoda; Arachnida; Ixodida; Ixodidae. The coding region runs from base 17 to 1024 and encodes 335 amino acids. The record is from RefSeq and is a predicted model, not a curated record.
CCAUAGGCCGGCAGCCAUGGCGCAGCUCGUCGCCUACCCGCUGAUCCUGGCGCUGUGCUGCUGGACGGGCCAGGCUGUCGUGUCGUCAGGCAAGGCCGCCGCGUCGGGCCAGCCGGCGGCCGCGCUGGCCUCGGUGCUGACGGUGCUCAAGCGUGCAGCUAGCGUUACACCCAAGAACUUGAGCUUGGACGAGCGCGAGCCAGUGCUUACGCUUACCUGCACCGUGGGAUACAGCAACUUCGGCGCAGUCUUUUGGACGCUGUACGACCGCGACCUGCGCGACAUCGGCCAUGUCGAGGAAACAAGUACACUCAUGGACGACGGCCGCACCAUCGCCAAGGUGUCCGUGCUACGCAUCGGCGGGUGGCAGGUGCUGCCCACCGAGUCCGGCGCGUACCCGUUCAAGUGCAACACGUUCGCGGACUUCAAGGUGGCCUCGGACACGGCCCUUGUCCACAGCGAGCUGACAGACACGUGCACGCCCUCGGAUGGCAAGUGCGAGGCCCGGGGUGCCCGCUGCGUGCAGGGACAGUGCGCAUGUGUCGACGAACGCCACCCCCUGCGCCUGCGCUCCGUGCACACCGUGUGCUGGCCCAAGGUCCGGCUCGGGGGCCACUGCUACUUCCAGGAGCAGUGCAGCGCGUCGCAGAGCGAGUGCCUGGUCAACCUGGGCUGGUGCGCGUGCCGCGAAGGGUUCGCCCGCUCGGCCGACAGCCUCGACUGCGACGCGAAGCCCGAGGGUGGACUGCGGGCUCGCUGCGCGAAGCACGCCGACUGCCGGUCGGCCAACGCGCGCUGCGUGUACAGCCACUGCGAGUGCCCCAGCGGGACGGUGCUCGCCACCAACGAGUGCCUGAACGCGACCACGGCUCCAUUGGCGUCUCCCGAGAAGAUGUUGGCGCCGGUGGGCGUCGUCAUACCCUGGCACUUGGCGCCCAUUCCGGCCUUGCAGGAAGCGCCCGAGACGCCCUCGUUCGGCAAGCCGCACAAGCAUAUUCGCGACUCACCCAUCGCCGAUGAUUGA